AUGCAUUUGAAGCUUUUGGUCAAACUAAAAUCUAUUCAAUGUCAUGAUUUACACAGAUCUAUGCAUAGCUUAUCGAUCGUGACACUUCAUUUAAGCCCCAGAAUGAGAUUGCCACAGGGCAUCUUAAAGUCAGCUUUUUUAAAGAAUCUAAUGGCACAGGCUCAUUUGAAAAUGAGGAACAAUGAUUUGAAUCGAUAG
This is a messenger RNA of Clunio marinus, 198 nucleotides long. The record is from the annotation of a GenBank genome assembly. Lineage: Eukaryota; Metazoa; Arthropoda; Insecta; Diptera; Chironomidae.